This is a messenger RNA of Colletotrichum navitas, 1131 nucleotides long. RefSeq names its product ubiquitin-conjugating enzyme E2 2. The coding region runs from base 228 to 683 and encodes 151 amino acids. The record is from RefSeq and is a predicted model, not a curated record. Lineage: Eukaryota; Fungi; Ascomycota; Sordariomycetes; Glomerellales; Glomerellaceae. The transcript is spliced from 4 exons. Gene Ontology annotation, molecular function: ubiquitin conjugating enzyme activity. Gene Ontology annotation, cellular component: HULC complex. Gene Ontology annotation, biological process: protein polyubiquitination; DNA repair; proteasome-mediated ubiquitin-dependent protein catabolic process.
UGUGAACCAUCCAAACGUUAUCUCGCCAGUUCUUCCAUCAUUCAUCUUCAGACUUCGACCACGCGGAUUGCGAAACUCAAACAUUCCUGAACACCAGCUAGGAUUCCGAUUUAUCCGCCAGCAUUUCGAGCCAUCCACCUGUCUUCCAGUGACGGCUAUCUUGAUCCUUUGCGACCCUACCAGUCUUGGUAAUCAGUAAUCGACCGACCGACCGACCGCCCGCCACCAUGUCGACCGCUGCCCGCCGCCGCUUGAUGCGCGACUUCAAGCGCAUGCAGACCGACCCUCCCGCCGGCGUCUCUGCCUCUCCUGUACCUGACAACGUUAUGACCUGGAACGCCGUGAUUAUCGGACCCGCCGACACGCCUUUUGAGGACGGAACCUUCAGACUCGUGAUGCAGUUCGAGGAGCAGUAUCCCAACAAGCCGCCCGCGGUCAAGUUCAUCAGCCAGAUGUUCCAUCCCAACGUCUAUGCAACGGGAGAGCUUUGCUUGGAUAUCCUGCAGAACAGAUGGAGUCCCACCUACGACGUUGCCGCGGUGUUGACAAGUAUCCAGAGUUUGCUUAACGACCCAAACACCGGUUCCCCCGCGAACGUGGAGGCGUCGAAUCUUUACAAGGACAACCGCAAGGAGUAUACGAAGCGGGUUCGCGAGACGGUUGAGAAGAGCUGGGAAGACUAGAUGACAAUGAUACCAACACAAAAGGAACACAUACGACGUUUAUGAACAACAUGGUCCUCUCUGCCUCAAGCAGGUGAUGGCCUUUUGGGAACAUAUUGCAGGGCUGCACUGGGACGGCGAAUGACCACACUGGGACAGACAAAUUCACGUGAGAGGCUACCCAGGGUCGACCAGACAGAUUCCUUGAUUUGCCUCGCAUUAAGUGGCUGGGUACCCUCAGUAGUGCAAGUGGGGGGGGAACAUUUGGCGUUUCGGCUUGCGCUGUCCUAUCCGUAUGGCUUUGGGGGCGACCUUGUUGCGAUGGGCGUUUCGCGGUCGUGCGUUUUGCUUUUUUCCACCAUCGAGCCACCGGAUGCCGGUGACGUUAGGUUCGUUUUCAUCUGGCUUUUACAGGGGAGUUCGUGGGAAGUGCAUUUGGGGCCUCAUUAACAGCGAAAUACCAAAUCUA